Messenger RNA from Limanda limanda (common dab), 1368 nucleotides. RefSeq names its product zinc finger and BTB domain-containing protein 26-like. Gene Ontology annotation, molecular function: protein binding; RNA polymerase II cis-regulatory region sequence-specific DNA binding; DNA-binding transcription factor activity, RNA polymerase II-specific. The transcript is spliced from 2 exons. The record is from RefSeq and is a predicted model, not a curated record. The coding region runs from base 1 to 1368 and encodes 455 amino acids. Gene Ontology annotation, biological process: regulation of transcription by RNA polymerase II. Lineage: Eukaryota; Metazoa; Chordata; Actinopteri; Pleuronectiformes; Pleuronectidae. Gene Ontology annotation, cellular component: nucleus.
AUGUCAGCCUCCGUUGACACUUUCAAGUUUCACCUCCCCACCCACGGGGACGCCAUCCUCAGCAAAAUGAACACUCUCAGAGAGGAUCACCGCUUCUGUGAUGUCACACUCCUUCUUGGGGGGGCACCGGGCACCGCCUUCCAGCCUUUGCAAUUCCACGGCCACCGUGUGGUGCUUGCGGCGUCCUCAGACUUCCUGCGUGACCAAUUCGUGCUCCACGAGGGCCGGGCAGAGCUGAGCGUGGGUGUAGUUUCCAGCGUGGAGGUCGGCGAGAGACUGCUCCUGUCCUGCUACACCGGGAUCCUGGAGGUCCCUGUGAAGGAGCUGGUGAACUACCUCACUACAGCCAGCGCACUUCAGAUGAGCCAGGUGGUGGAGAAGUGUGCCCAGGCUGUGUCCCAGUACCUCAGUCCGACUCUGGCUUUCUUGAAUAUGGACAAACGAUCAGAGGAGAAGGAAAUCCUGCAGCCACAGGGUGGUUGGCCAUGCCCCAGUUCCAAAAAUCAGGAGGAAAGGGACGAAGCCCAACCCAAUACAAGUACCCAGGAAGAAAACACAGACGGAGGUGGCAAGCUUGUGAUUCAGUCCAAGUCGGGGCUCGGCCAAGGAGCGAAGGCGGAAAGUCAAGGACUGAGGGAGGUUAAAGAUAAGAGGAGGGAGGUAGGAGCUAAAAUACAGUCAUCUGAAGAUGCAGCCUUUUGUUUCAGUACCCGGGACUCAGAGGAUGGGAGAGACAUCCAGCCAAUCGCCCAGGCUGUUCACAAAAAUGAGCAAUCCCAUCAAGUUCACCAAAUGUCAGAUGUCCUGAGAUGUGCUCGACCUGAAGAGGCGCUGCACAGCUCCCAAAGCCCGAAUGAAAAACUCUCAGCUCAACUGCAAGAAUGUAGGGAGCAGAUGGUCUCUGGUUUAUUCUGUUCCUCUGGAGCACAUCUGUCACAGGGUCCCAGAUCUGGAGAUGAGCUGACAGAAGGUUCAGACUACACGUCAGUCCAGAGACCGUACCUGUGCAGGAGGUGUGACAGAGUCUUCCAGCACCUGGAAAGCUACGCUGGACACCUGAAGGAGCACAGACAGCACCUGUGUUUGGUGUGUGGGGAAGGCUUCUCCCAGAGGAGCACUCUGUCUCACCACAUUCGUGUCCACAGCGGUGUCAAGCCUCUCAGGUGCCCGCUGUGCCACAAGACCUUUUCUCACAAGGCCCAACUGCAAGACCAUUUCAACCUGCACACUGGGGAGAAGCCCCACACGUGUAACUACUGUGAAAUGCACUUUUCACACAAGCCAGGCCUCAGGCGCCACCUGAAGGAAAUUCAUAGUAAGAGUAGCCUGCAGAACAUGCUCGAGGAGGCGGAGCAGGCCCGACAAUAA